Molecule: messenger RNA, 1038 nt
Organism: Ostreobium quekettii
Lineage: Eukaryota; Viridiplantae; Chlorophyta; Ulvophyceae; Bryopsidales; Ostreobiaceae
Source: the annotation of a GenBank genome assembly
AUGAUAGAUAUGCUUGACAGUUUCCUUGCGGCAUGCAACUUGAUGUUGCACAAGCCGCAAGCACUGUGCUGCCUCCCAAUUUGGUCAUAUGCCCAGCUAAGAUCUUUGUACAGCAAUCAAAUUAUAUAUCUUGUUGGUGGAAGCCCGCUGGGAGUUCCAACACACCAAUGCUAUUCACUAACUCCAAAGCCUGCAGUAUCUGCAAAAGCGACGAUGGUGUGUGGCAGUUCUGUGUGCUCCAUAGAUGCUCGAUUGUCGGCCCUUGUUCUGCCCUCUCCCUGCAGGUACAGCAACCUUGUGUUGGUCGAUGGAGCAGGCAUCAUUUCAGCUUGUGCCCACCAGGUGGGGAAGAAGAUGUCAAGUGUGCGGCAGCUUCAAGUUGGGGGAGCAUAUGGGCCCCCACCGCAGCAGAGCGGCAUUGCACCAACACGUUCUGUCGCCAUGGAGGAUUGGAGAGAGAUCAUCAAGCGCACAGCUUCUGAACUGUUGGGACAAUCUUCAGAUUGUUCCCAAGCAGUGGGACCUGCCAUUAUUCGUGCCUUCCAGGGGGUGAGUCCCAGUUUGGCAGAGGACCUCCUUGCCAGGGCUGGCAUUGACAUGUCGCAUCCUGUCAAAGAAGUGUCGGACGCCAACUGGGAAGCGAUGUACAGGGAGUGGCAGACUUGGACGGAAGCGAUUGCCAAUCUUCAGUUUGUACCAACUUGGGAGAAAGAGACUGGCAGAUAUUCUCUCCUUGGCUCAUACUCCUCGAAGUACACAUUCGCAGAUGAGCUGCUUGAUGAGUUCUACCUGCAGUUCCUGUCCGGGGAGGAACAUGCCCAGUUGCAACAGCAGCUGAGCAGCGUUAUUGCACGUCAGCUGAAGAAGGCAAACGGCAAAGUCAAGACACUGAGGACGAUGGCAGAAGGCACUGCUGAAGCGGAUGGCACACAAAAGAAAGCUGAUAUCAUAAUGGCAAACCUGCACAGUGCAGGUGCCAAGAUGGGGCCUCCGAAUUGGAGGCUGAAGACUGGGACACUGGCGAGACAGUGGUCAUAA